CGUUUUCGCAUUCUUGUCAUGGGCAGAGCAAAUGCAGGUAAAACAACUGUUUUACAGCGGGUCUGUAACACUACGGAUCACCCUGAGAUCUUUGAUGGAAACGGAGAGAAGGUAUGUGGGUGUGUUUUGUGCUGUCGUGGUUACCAUAACAUUGAAGAUGAGCUGGUGUUCAAAAGUAACCCGCGCUAUGUGUUCCACGACUCAUGUGGAUUUGAGGCGGGGAGUGAGGUAGAGUUUGAUAAGAUGAAGAAAUUUGUUACAGAUCAAGCAAAGUCCACCAAAUUGGAGAAGAGACUGCAUGCAAUUUGGUAUUGCAUUCCUUUGAAUGAAAGCCAUAGGAUGGUCAUGGCUGCUGAAAGGAAGUUUUUUAGUGAGUGUGAUUCAGGACAUGUUCCUGUGAUUGUGCUACUAACAAAGGCAGACACCUUAAAUCUUGAUGCAGUGCAGCAGCUUAUGAGAAGGGGGUUAACUCUAGAUGAUGCAAUGAAAGAGGCACCAGAGGUAGAAAAACAGCUGCAAAGGGGCUGUCUUGAAAAGAUCAAGGGGUGGCUGAAUGAACUGAAGUUUCCACCUCAAAGCUACCUGAUACUCACUGGCAUGGAACAGGAGAGUGCAGACUGUGAAGAGCUAUUGAAAUGCACAGCAAAUGCUUUGACUGGGGAAGGGCUGCAAGGACUGCUUAUAUCAUCACAGCAAUCAAACUUGGGACUCUGCAUGGAAUUUGCCAUAAUGAAGUGA
This is a messenger RNA of Pisolithus orientalis, 738 nucleotides long. RefSeq names its product GTP-binding protein. The coding region runs from base 19 to 738 and encodes 239 amino acids. The transcript is spliced from 5 exons. Lineage: Eukaryota; Fungi; Basidiomycota; Agaricomycetes; Boletales; Pisolithaceae. The record is from RefSeq and is a predicted model, not a curated record.